CUCAAACCCCUCCUCCUCCUCCCCCGCUCUGAUGUAAACACAAGGGCCCCCAGGGCAAUCCCUGCUCCCCGAUCAUAGUGCAAAUCGCUGGAAACUCUCUCUGGACCUCCCCUCGCUUCCCUCUGAAAAUCCUUGCGAGGCGUGCUAAAUUUAGGGCCUCCAACGUCAAGCAUUGAACCAUUGAACCAUUCCUGGUUCCAACGACGUCACUCACUCACACCAACUCAAGCUCAGCUUCAUUCACGCCUCCAUCAAGACCCUUACCUAAAUAAAGGCGACUCACACCCCGCGUCGCAUCAUAUCGCACCACGACUGCUCAUCAUGUCAAGUCAAACUCGUGGCAUCCCCGUCCGCCACAUCCCCGACGACGCAGGCUACCGCCUCAUCGAGCUGCCUCCGGAGCUCGUGAGUCUCCUAGAAUCUGAUAAUGCCCCCGUUCUCACCAUCGAGGCCUCCGACACCUCUGCGCUCCUCAAAACCCCCAACAAGACCUACGCCCUCCGCCAGAAGAAUACCUCCAACGCCCUCAUGAUUCUCACUCCCUGCGCCACUCCCGAUUCCCCCGAGCAAGGCAUCGCCAUCGUCUCAACCAUUCGCGAAACCGUCGAGCUCGAGGUCGUACCCGACAAGGCGCCAGGCGCUGCGAGUGGAGGAUUGAAGAAUACCGGGAGCAAGGGCAAGUGGCAUGAGCGCUUCGGGAAGAACCGAUAGAUGAAAGAGUUGGCGUUUUGAUGGUGGGUUCACAGUUCUACGGGUUUACGGUUCAACAGAUAUGGGCACAUAUCAGGGC
Molecule: messenger RNA, 790 nt
Organism: Ilyonectria robusta
Lineage: Eukaryota; Fungi; Ascomycota; Sordariomycetes; Hypocreales; Nectriaceae
Exons: 3
Coding region: 322-711 (129 amino acids)
Biological process (GO): mitotic sister chromatid cohesion
Cellular component (GO): Ctf18 RFC-like complex
Source: RefSeq, a predicted model, not a curated record